Molecule: messenger RNA, 261 nt
Organism: Lodderomyces theae
Lineage: Eukaryota; Fungi; Ascomycota; Pichiomycetes; Serinales; Debaryomycetaceae
Exons: 1
Coding region: 1-261 (86 amino acids)
Molecular function (GO): RNA binding
Source: RefSeq, a predicted model, not a curated record
AUGCCACUAUCAUACAACUUCCCCAUAGUAUCAGUGAAAAACGUCUCAUUCUCGGCAUCACACACCCAGCUAUUUGAAACAUUUGCCCCAUUUGGCCGCAUAUAUCAAAUACGACACAACCCCAGUGAGAUGGGCCACUACUUUGUCAUUUUCUACAACUUAUCCCUGGCCCAGGCAGCAGCCAAGGAGUUGAAUGGGGUUAAUUUGGAAGGAAGGUAUCUUGUUACUUCGAUUCAUGGUGUUGAAAAGACAAAGAUUUAG